AUGCAGGAUUCGUUCGGACUGGUUCAUCCAGACUACGGGUUCCUGCUCGCCAGUACAUUUGUCUAUGAAGGGACAACACUCAUCCUGAAGCAGUACAUCAAGCCAUGCGUGGAGUUGGUACCAGCCUUCGUUCUGAGUGGCCAUCUCCGUGGGCCAAACUGCACUGUUGCCGACGUUAUAAAUGCCAUUGAUUAUGCUAUCCCCGCUAUUGGAAUCAUCGAUUCUCGUGUGGAGAACUGGGCAAUCGACCUCCCCGAUACUCUGGCUGAUAACGGUUCAACCGGCUCUGUAAUUGUGGGUGGUACUCCACGGAAGCUUACUGAGUUGACCCUGCGCGACGCCCGAGGCACAUUGCGUUUUAAUGAUAAGGAAGUUAUGUCGGGCAACACCGCGAACAUCCUUGGAAACCCACUUUCUGCUACCGCAUGGCUGGUCAAUCACCUGGCUGCCUAUGAUAUGGAGUUCAAACCAGGCCAAGGGAUUCUGCCCGGCAGUUGCUUGCAAGCCGUCCCUAUGGAGGAAACGGGUCACUGGACAUGCACGUUUGAGGGCUGGGGCACAGUGGAAUUUGAUGUUGUAUGA
Messenger RNA from Aspergillus pseudotamarii, 582 nucleotides. Its product is annotated as 2-keto-4-pentenoate hydratase. Lineage: Eukaryota; Fungi; Ascomycota; Eurotiomycetes; Eurotiales; Aspergillaceae. Gene Ontology annotation, molecular function: 2-oxopent-4-enoate hydratase activity. The transcript has a single exon. Bases 1 to 582 code for a protein of 193 amino acids. Gene Ontology annotation, cellular component: cytoplasm. The record is from RefSeq and is a predicted model, not a curated record.